AACAACAACAACAACAACAACAACAACAACAACAACAAGAAUCCACACAACCCUCUGAAAAAUCACACACUUGGUCUCCCCAAAGCAAUACAAACUCACCGCAAAAUCAUACACAAUCACAAGCACAACCUUUACCCACAACAGGUGUGAUUAUUGAAGUGAACCAUUUGAGUUUCAAUCGUACCUUGUACUUUCAAUUGUCACCUGAUGCUACUAUUGAACCUCUCGUUGCUUGGCUUAAAAUCUCAUUUCAAGAUAGUACUAUUUCUGGUAUGGUAUUGCAAUAUAAAGGAUUUGAUGGGUUAUGGAAAUGUCUCUUGAACCGUGACGAUUCACUAAAAAGAGUGUUGAAACAGAGCUUAAAGAACAAUACCAUGUUACAAAUGCGAGUACCAAGAGAACAAGAUCUUUUAAGUUCAGGAUAUACCGAUAAGCGUCUUUUAGCUUUGACUACCAAAUUAACAACACCUAAUAUGAAUGUCAUUGUGCCACCUGUACCUCAACCAACAGAAGAGAAAUAAAAAUACAC
Gilbertella persicaria is the source of this 529-nucleotide messenger RNA. RefSeq lists its product as uncharacterized. The transcript has 4 exons. The record is from RefSeq and is a predicted model, not a curated record. NCBI's taxonomy places the organism in Eukaryota, Fungi, Mucoromycota, Mucoromycetes, Mucorales, Choanephoraceae. Bases 273 to 521 code for a protein of 82 amino acids.